UGUUCAGGCAACGGUGUCGCAGGCGCAGGCGCUGGCACCGCUGAGUACGCAGUCAGUUCGCAGCGGCCAACGGUACCGUAUGUGCUGCUAGCUACUACGCACUAAAUAAACAUCAACAACGCGAGGAAACUAACCGUGAAGUGUGAUAUGAUGCAAGCCUGUGAAUUUUAAAGGACAGUGACAAAUACGAACAGAAGGAUAGAGUGCAGUUUACUGUAAUACCCGAAGAUGCCGAAGAUCUUCCUGAUCAAAAAACGGUUGCACGAGCAGCAACAGAGCCUGCAGGAGGCGCAGGACUUGCUAGCCCUCAAAAGUGACCCUCUCUGCCCAGGAUCUUUCUUGGAUGAUGAUCCUCUACCCCUGCUAAAGGACAAGAAAUGCACUGAUCGAGAUGUUUUCGGCGAAAGCAAUUUUCAAGAUAGGCCUACUAAGGAGCCGAGAAGAUUUAUCUCAUCAAUUCUUGGUGGUGAUAUUCCUUACGGAAGCCAUAGAGGCCACGUUUUAACUCAAGCAGAACGCAAGCAGUAUCUCCCCGUUGUAGCAGAGGACAAGAAAACUGAAGAGAAACCCUUAAUUAAAGAAGAAAAGGAUGUAAACUUAGAUAGUGAGCCUGUUGUACUGCCUUCCUUAACUCCCCCUUCGCCUGAAUCUACACCCUCACCUAACAUUGAUAACAAUGUUACAUGUCAAAAAGUAUCAGUAAUACAGAGAACUCCUUCACAAUCACAAUUGCGUAACGAUAAGAAAGAAUAUUCCGGUAUAAAAGUACCAACAUCAUUUUCCACACCAGAACCCGAACAAGAUCAACCAAUUGAUUACGCAAUUGCAAAAAAACAUGACGAAAAAGAAGAUGAAGAAACAGAAAAGAAAAUUAGAGAACAAAGAAGAACAAGCAGUUCUAAAAUUGCUAAUGGUAUUUUAGCUCGGCCUACUUUCGUUUUAAGAAACUGCCCCGCAAGCAAAGUUCCUGGAAUAAUGAGUGCUGCCGCAGGACAUGGAAGAUCGACUGGAGGGAAUGGCUCCGGUGGUAGCUCACAGAGUAGUGGAGGUUCGGGAAGCUUUAGUUCAGGAGGUGGUAGUACUGCUCCAUCUUCAGGUGGCGGUGGAGCCAUGGGAGGAGGAUCUGGGAGCGGUGGUAAUGGUCGAGAUGGCAGGUCCAACUAUGGACCUAACAGUCCACCUACUGGUAGUCUUCCACCGUUCUAUGAAACACUUGGGCCCUCAUCUAAAGGUGGACAAAAUUCUUUUAAUGCCAAUGGCAACUUUUCCAAUGAAUUUAAUAUUAUAAACGGAUUUAAUAUGGACUGUGAAAACAAUGAUAACGCCACCAAUUUUCCUGAACAAAGCAAGCAGUAUUCAUUAAUGCAGAAUGCACACUAUGGUCUUGCUCUAAAAGAUGAAGAUAGAUACGAUACUGAUAUAGAUUACGAUAAUAAACUAGAAAACAUAAAUGGAAUUAGCAAUUAUGGCAAUAAUUUCGAUGAUUCAAUGGUUGUAGACAUGGGAGAUGAUGUAAUUGACAAUUAUCAAUUUUCUACUACCCUAACGUUUUCGGGUACAAAUGAAAGCAUUUUGAGUAAUCUGUCAGAUUCCACAGUAGAUUUUGCUAAUUUAUUGAAUAAUCACGUGGAAUCUAUAACUGAUUCUGAAAUAAGAGAAUCCUCAUCAAUCACUCCCGAUUCAGUGCAUAAUCCGUUAGACAUUGAGACUUUAGCAGAACAAGUAAAUCUUAGUAGACAGUAUUACGAAAAAGCAAAUUAUCUGGCAUUUGCAAGUCAAGAACAAAGUCCAUCAUACAACUUCGCUAAAGACCGCCCUGACUUACUGAUGCAGCUCAACCCAGCAUUACUACAGCACAAUGAAGGCCAAAUGCAACAACUGCAAAUCCAUGUACAAUUUCAGCAAAGACCACCAAUAUUAUCUCCAGGCUUUCCCUUCACUAGUCAUUCGCUGGAUCUAGAUUCCCCCACCGGUGUUUCGCUUCCAUCGCCUGGUGGAAACAACUCAUUGGACAGCACCAAUCACAUCGAAAAUUCUUCACUCAGUCCAGCAGCUGCUGUAAGUCUCAAGAUAAAUUCUAACAAGGAGGGCAAAAUGCAAAUCUUGCAGCAAAGGUUGGGUUUACCUGCAGAACUCCCAUUGGAAUUCAUUAAUGGUGGUCACGGUGUGAAGAAUCCGUUAGCUACUGAAGCCAAUGCCAGACAGAGGGAAGAGGAGAAAAACAAACAAGUAUUAGUCAGUGAAGAUGAUCCCUCAAAAUUCGUCUGCAGAGUUUGCUCUAAAAACUUCAGUUUACAAAGGCUUCUUAACCGACAUAUGAAGUGUCACUCUGAUGUCAAACGAUACUUGUGCACUUUUUGUGGCAAAGGUUUCAACGACACCUUUGACUUGAAACGCCACACCAGAACGCACACCGGUGUCAGGCCUUACAAAUGUAAUCUCUGCGAGAAGUCCUUUACCCAAAGAUGCUCUUUAGAAUCGCAUUGCUUAAAAGUUCAUGGUGUGCAGCAUACCUACGCCUACAAGGAAAGACGAACUAAGAUGUACGUUUGUGAAGAAUGUGGCCACACGACAUCUGAACCAGAGGAACACUACAUGCAUUUGAAGAAACAACACCCCUACUCGCCAGCUCUUCUUAAAUUCUACGACAAAAGACAUUUUAAAUUCACAAACACCACAUUUGCUAACCAGCUUUUAGGACAGCUUCCAAUGCCUGUUCAUAAUUAAAUCAUUUUAUAUUUCUAUUUCAAUUACCUUAUAGUUUACAAAUUUUGAAAUAGUCGUGAGAUAGAACUGUGGCGAUUUUCAAGAUACAAAAGAUCCUGCGUUUUGUAUCUUGAGGACCGCCACAGUUCUAAUUGAUUUAAUGGAACGAAGGGUACUUAAUUACGAAUUUAUUCCGUCCGUUUUAAAGUGAAACCAAACAAGUUGAAGUAUUGAUCUAACCCCAGUGCCCAUUCAGCAAAACGCACUAAAUGUAAACAUAUCUUAAUCGAUGUCUUCCAAACUAGACCUAGACAUUAUUGAAUUUAAUUUACUUUGAAAGGUUAAUGAAACUACGGAACGAUACACCUUUUGUUUCUCCAAAAUACCUUAUUUUAACAGUCAAGGUGAAUAAGAAUGUCCACUGGCCUAGCAUUUAGGUAUGACUGCAAAAAUCAAAGUAUCGGGUAUUAUGUGCAAUCUAUGGUGAUGGUACGGGAUUAUCACAUAAGUAUAGUUGUAAGUUAGACUUAAUUUAAGCUAAGGUCUACAAUCAAAUAACAUAGAAUCAUUUGUAAGUUUCAUUUCAAACCAGCCGGAGAUAUAUGUUUAUCAAGAGACUAAACAUUUAAUUAAAUGGUGCUCAAUAGCAAAGGAAGCUGACUUGAAAUGAAGCAGUUAUAGAUCGGAUGACAUCUUUUGUCCGGUUUAUAUAUGUCGGAAGUUAAGCUCUGACAUAUUAACUCCUCUAUACUUAUAAGGAAUCUCUUUCCUCGUUUUAGUGAUACUAGCUCCUAAUUGUUUCUCAAAAUAUUAACACAAAAUACGUCACAAGUUAUACGUGUACUAUAGAAAAUGUUAUGUUUGUUUCUUGUUUGUACUUAUAUUGAUAUCGAAAUUUUGGAAUUCGAACGUUAACCUGUCAAUGGGUUCACGGUAUGUCGUACCAAGUUUAAAUGCAUUUUUAAAAUAUUUAUAUUAUUUAAAUUAAAUUGAUGAUCGGAUACAGUUUGUGCUGUGAGUGUGUGUGAGAAAAAAUGUACCUAUUGAAUAAGUAAGUUAUUUUAUGCAUCUGUUGUUGUAUUUUUUGAUAGCGACUGAGCAGAUUUGGCUCAUUUUGGGACGGCGCUGCCGUUUCGGAUAGUGAGUUGAUGAUUAGGUGCAAAUCCAUUGCUGCACAUGGAAAUAUUUCAAUAACAUGAUUUAUAGUUUCUUUUGAAGAUUUAAGUUAAUAGUGACAUGUAAAUGUUCGAGUGACUGCGAAUACAGUUCUACACAUACGUUGUCCAUCAUAUAUUUGUAUACUGCAACAAUGGAAUUGCUACCUUUUACUAUGAUGCUCAAUUGAUUCUUUGCGCUUUCACAGAAAAGCUUUGGAUGAAAUAUGUAUACCUAUGUCACCGGAAAAUAACAGGAACAGUUCAUUAAAUUCCUAGUUAGUUUAUUAAGAGCGAUUAAUUGUGUGUAAUUAAAUUAUUUUAAGUUCACUUUUCCGUAAAUUGAUAACUUACCGAACUUGCACGUAAAAUAAGAAAGUAGGCUAUAACCAGACUACAUAUGUGCGCUCUGAUUGGUUGAUAAGGUGACGUGUUCCUUCUGUUUUGUCUCCUUCACAAUUGCUACGAAGUACCUAUAAAGAUCUGUAAGUUAAUAAAUUAUAUUAAGAACGUCGGUGGUCGAAUCGGUAAGAUGCCCAGUUAAAAAUGUAUGUAGCGCAAAAAAGGAACAGUUGCGAAAGCCACCUCGACCGUGUACCAAUGACUAUUUUCGAAGUCGAAAGAUCCGAUGCUCUUACGGGAAAACAUUGUGAGGAAACUUGAACAUUUAGGCAACUGUAUGUGUAACCAUGAUCGAUCCAAUGCGGGUUAGAUUCCCCUGCAAAGGUUGCGGAGGUCAGAUGAGAGUUGCUUCGUGUAAAAACCUGACUCACGCAAUGUCCAGUAUCCAUAGUCAAAGGCUUACCCCGGGACUCUUCCCAGAGAGGUGUGGAUGCAACCGGGAUUGAAGCCAGGAGGAAGAAGACCCAAUCCAGGAUCCAUGGUCAAAGGCAUACCCCGUGCUCCUCUUCAUAGGGGACUAAAGCCAGGAGGAAGAAGUGCAUAUUGAUACAUUUGCAAAAAUAUGGACGUAAGAUUUUUUCACACUUGCUUUUCACAAUUCAUCUCUCUUUUAGAAUCUUACGAAAGUUUUUAAUUUCCUAGGAAGUUUAUUUGUUAUCUCUUCUAUUUACAGUUCUAGUUAUUUUACGGUGACAUAUAUAAAAAAUGUAAAUAUGUCUAAAUUUAGAUAAUAAUAGAAAAAAUGAGAAUGUAAUAACUACUUAACAUAGUGGUACCUAAUUAGUGUUUAUGAGAUUCUAAAAAUUAAAUAUUAUGAUACUUAUAUUAUUUUGUACAAUUUGGUAAGUUUUGAUACAUCUGAUUUUCAUUAAUGCAUUUCGGGUAGAUAACUAUUGUGAUAGCGCAAUGCCUUGUUUGUAAGUACUUGUCUGUUGCAUUUACUAGCAUUUCAUCCAUCCUCACUCUGGAUUCAUAUUUAAGGAACAA
Messenger RNA from Amyelois transitella, 5249 nucleotides. RefSeq names its product transcriptional regulator ovo (gene ovo). Gene Ontology annotation, biological process: epidermal cell differentiation; regulation of transcription by RNA polymerase II. The record is from RefSeq and is a predicted model, not a curated record. The transcript is spliced from 4 exons. Gene Ontology annotation, cellular component: nucleus. Lineage: Eukaryota; Metazoa; Arthropoda; Insecta; Lepidoptera; Pyralidae. The coding region runs from base 229 to 2727 and encodes 832 amino acids. Gene Ontology annotation, molecular function: DNA-binding transcription factor activity, RNA polymerase II-specific; RNA polymerase II cis-regulatory region sequence-specific DNA binding.